Closterium sp. Naga37s-1 is the source of this 2826-nucleotide messenger RNA. Lineage: Eukaryota; Viridiplantae; Streptophyta; Zygnematophyceae; Desmidiales; Closteriaceae. The record is from the annotation of a GenBank genome assembly.
AUGGGUAGGAGGAAAGUGGUGAAUGUGAGUCGUGGUGCGAUGGGUAGGAGGAAAGUGGUGAAUGUGAGGCGUGCUGCGAUGGGUAGGAGGAAACUAGUGAAUGUGAGUCAUGGUGCAUGGGGUAGGAGGAAAGUGGUGAAUGUGAGGUGUGGUGCGAGGGGUAGGAGGAAAGUGGUGAAUGUGAGGCGUGGUGCGAGGGAUAGGAGGAAUGUGGUGAAUGUGAGGCGUGGUGCAGGGGGUAGGAGGAAAGUGGUAAAUGUGAGGCGUGGUGCGGGGGGUAGGAGGAAAGUGGUGAAUGUGAGGCGUGGUGCGAGGGAUAGGAGGAAUGUGGUGAAUAUAAGGCGGGGUGCGAGGGGUAGGAGGAAAGUGGUGAAUGUGAGGCGUGGUGCGAGGGGUAGGAGGAAAGUGGUGAAUGUGAGGUGUGGUGCGAGGGAUAGGAGGAAAGUGGUGAAUGUGAGGCGUGGCGCGAGGGGUAGGAGGAAAGUGGUGAAUGAGAAAGUGGUGAAUGUGAGGCGUGGUGCAAUGGGUAGGAGGAAAGUGGUGAAUGUGAGGCGUGGUGCGAUGGGUAGGAGGAAAGUGGUGAAUGUGAGGCGUGGUGCGAGAGGUAGGAGGAAAGUGGUGAAUGUGAGGUGUGGUGCGAGGGGUAGGAGGAAAGUGGUGAAUGUAAGGUGUGGUGCGAGGGAUAGGAGGAAAGUGGUGAAUGUAAGGCAUGGUGCGAGGGGUAGGAGGAAAUUGGUGAAUGUGAGGCGUGGUGCGAUGGGUGGGAAGAAAGUUGUGAAUGUGAGGCGUGGUGCAAUGGGUAGGAGGAAAGUGGUGAAUGUGAGGCGUGGUGCGAUGGGUAGGAGGAAAGUGGUGAAUGUGAGGCAUGGUGCGGAAAGUGGUGAAUGUGAGGCGUGGAGGAAAGUGGUGAAUGUGAGGCGUGGUGCGAGGGGUAGGAGGAAAGUGGUGAAUGUGAAGCGUGGUGCAGGGGGUAGGGGGGAAGUGGUGAAUGUGAGGCGUGAUGCGAGGGAAAGGAGGAAAGUGGAGAAUGUGAGGCGUGGCGCGAGGGGUAGGAGGAAAGUGGUGAAUGUGAGGCGUGGUGCAGGGGGUAGGAGGAAAGUGGUGAAUGUGAGGCGUGGUGCGGGGGGUAGGAGGAAAGUGGUGAAUGUGAGGCGUGGUGCGAGGGGUAGGAGGAAAGUGGUGAAUGUGAGGUGUGGUGCGAUGGGUAGGAGGAAAGUGGUGAAUGUGAAGCGUGGUGCGAGGGGUAGGGGGAAAGUGGUGAAUGUGAGGCGUGGUGCGAGGGAUAGGAGGAAAGUGGUGAAUGUGAGGCGUGGUGCGAGGGGUAGGAGGAAAGUGGUGAAUGUGAGGCGUGGUGCAGGGGGUAGGAGGAAGGUGGUGAAUGUGAGGCGUGGUGCGGGGGGUAGGAGGAAAGUGGUAAAUGUGAGGCGUGGUGCGAUGGGUAGGAGGAAAGUGGUGAAUGUGAGGCGUGGUGCGAGGGGUAGGAGGAAAGUGGUGAAUGUGAGGCGUGGUGCAGGGGGUAGGGGGAAAGUGGUGAAUGUGAGGCGUGAUGCGAGGGAAAGGAGGAAACUGGUGAAUGUGAGGCGUGGCGCGAGGGGUAGGAGGAAAGUGGUCAAUGUGAGGCGUGGUGCAGGGGGUAGGAGGAAAGUGGUGAAUGUGAGGCGUGGUGCGGGGGGUAAGAGGAAAGUGGUGAAUAUGAGGCGUGGUGCGAGGGGUAGGAGGAAAGUGGUGAAUGUGAGGUGUAGUGCGAUGGGUAGGAGGAAAGUGGUGAAUGUGAAGCGUGGUAUGAGGGGUAGGAGGAAAGUGGUGAAUGUGAGGCGUGGUGCGAGGGGUAGGAGGAAAGUGGUGAAUGUGAGGUGUGGUGCGAGGGAUAGGAGGAAAGUGGUGAAUGUGAGGCAUGGUGCGAGGGGUAGGAGGAAAGUGGUGAAUGAGAAAGUGGUGAAUGUGAGGCGUGGUGCGAUGGGUAGGAGGAAAGUGGUGAAUGUGAGGCGUGGUGCGAGGGGUAGGAGGAAAGUGGUGAAAUUGAGGCGUGGUGCGAUGGGUGGGAGGAAAGUGGUGAAUGUGAGGCGUGGUGCAAGGGGUGGGAGGAAAGUGGUGAAUGUGAGGCGUGGUGCAGGGGGUAGGAGGGAAGUGGUGAAUGUGAGGCGUGGUGCGAUGGGUAGGAGGAAAGUGGUGAAUGUGAAGCGUGGUGCGAGGGGUGGGAGGAAAGUGGUGAAUGUGAGGCGUGGUGCGAGGGGUAGGAGGAAAGUGGUGAAUGUGAGGUGUGGUGCGAGGGAUAGGAGGAAAGUGGUGAAUGUGAGGCGUGGUGCGAGGGGUAGGAGGAAAGUGGUGAAUGUGAGGCGUGGUGCGAUGGGUGGGAGGAAAGUGGUGAAUGUGAGGCGUGGUGCAAUGGGUAGGAGGAAAGUGGUGAAUGUGAGGCGUGGUGCGAUGGGUAGGAGGAAAGUGGUGAAUGUGAGGCGUGGUGCGAUGGGUAGGAGGAAAGUGGUGAAUGUGAGGCGUGGUGCAAGGGAUAGGAGGAAAGUGGUGAAUGUGAGGCGUGGUGCGAGGGGUAGGAGGAAACUGGUGAAUGUGAGGUGUGGUGCAGGGGGUAGGAGGAAAAUGGUGAAUGUGAGGCGUGGUGCGGGGGGUAGGAGGAAAGUGGUGAAUGUGAGGCGUGGUGCGAUGGGUAGGAGGAAAGUGGUGAAUGUGAGGCGUGGUGCGAGGGGUAGGAGGAAAGUGGUGAAUGUGAGGCAUGGUGCGAGGGAUAGGAGGAAAUUGGUGAAUGGUAUAGAGAUUCGUCAAGGCGCCUAUAGAGGUGGGUAUGACUCCUGUCAGCGUGUUGCUGGAUAG